Messenger RNA from Dermatophagoides pteronyssinus (European house dust mite), 5163 nucleotides. RefSeq lists its product as uncharacterized. Gene Ontology annotation, cellular component: nucleus. NCBI's taxonomy places the organism in Eukaryota, Metazoa, Arthropoda, Arachnida, Sarcoptiformes, Pyroglyphidae. The record is from RefSeq and is a predicted model, not a curated record. Gene Ontology annotation, biological process: positive regulation of transcription by RNA polymerase II.
CUAGUUUGUUGUUGUUGUUGAAACAAACAAUCUCAUAUAUGAUAAUGCAAUUGAUCUUUGAUUAGAAAAAAUUCUUUUGUUUUUUUUUGGAAUUUAUUCAUCAGCAAAAAAAACUUUGAUCAGGCUGAUCUGUUGUUUCGAAAAUAAUAUUGUGCCUGAUUCCUAAUUUUUUCACCAUCAUUUUACUCAAUACAUUCCAUCAAAAUCACGAUAUACAAACUAUAGAGUAGCAAAGUCAUCAUCAUCAUCUCGUAAGCACAGUACAAAAUAUAAUCAUCAAAAAUGUCAUUCAAAAAUACACCUCCUUCUGCUGUAUCAACAAAACUAACAUUUCCAUGUACCGAAUGCAAUUUCGAAGCACAAAGCGCUCGUCAACUAUCUCGUCAUAAAGCUGUAACACAUACUCAAAAUGCUCUUAAAUGUGUCUUAUGUCCAUUCGUAACGGCAUAUCAAACCAAUCUUUUACGUCAUCGUAAAGAUGUUCAUGGAAUUUGUGGUUCCAAAGGUAAUAAAAGCUGUAAAUUCUGUGGUUUUGUUUCCGAAGACAAUGAUACAUUGAUUCAACAUCAGAUUGAAUUUCAUCAAGAUAUUCUCAAAACAGCUCAAGCAAAAUUUGCUAAAGAACUAGUCUCGGCUGGUGGUGAAGAAAAUGUUGCCGAUUUUUCUGCAAAUUUCGAAUCAAUGAGCGAAGAUUUUUUAAACAAUAAAAACAAUUCUUCUAACUCGACAAACAUUAUUCAAACUGGUAAUAAAAAACGAACAGCAAAAAAUCUAGAUAAACAUCAACAAAAUAAUUUCAAAUCAUCUACAAAUUCGACAAAAUCGAUGAUUGCUAAUAAUAAUAAUAAUAAUAAUGAUGAUGAUGAUGUAGACGCCAAUGAUGAACAAACAGAGUUUGAAGAAUUUUGGAAAGCAGGUUUUAUUGAUCAACAAUAUGACGAUCAUUCAAAUUAUUAUGGAUCACAUACAGUUCCACUAAUCACAAUGAAUACAGCUGAAAUUGCACAAAACGAAAGUGUACCAGCAUCAUCACGUUCGAGUACACCAAAAUCUCAAUCAUCAUCAAAUGUUAUGAACGUCAAUAAUAUAAGUAACAACAACAGCUUACAUCAUCACAUGAAUAAUAAUAAUAAUAGCAGCAUUGCAGAUUUGCCUGCCACAAGAAUCCGUCGACAAUACAACUGUAAUGAUUGUGGAUUUCGUACUGUCAAUCCUCGUGAAUUUCUAUAUCAUCGUCGUGAUGGCCAUGGAUAUAAAGUCAAAAUUGUUGAAUGUCCAUAUUGUGUUUAUGCUUGUCAAUAUGUUCAGAAAUUACAAAGGCAUUUACUUUUGGUACAUAAACUUACAUCUGUCAUGGAUUCACCAUCUGAACAAGGAGGUGCCAAUGGUGAAUUAGAACAAUUACUUGUCAAACGAAAAUAUCGACGAACAUCUCGCCCAAUCGAAUCAAAUUCAAUCGAACAAAAUGUUAAUCAUUUAGAAACGAUUAAUGAUGAUGCAGCAUCACCACCGAAUGAUGAUUACGAACAAAAUGAUCGAGCUCCUGAUUUUGAACCAAUGAAUAAUUUUGAAAUGAAUCUAAAUGAAUACCAUGAGAUGAUUGAAGAUGCUGAAAUGGAAUCGAAUACUAGCAACAAUGAUUCUGAUGAUAAAAAAUUCAUGUUCAAUUUGGAAUGUUAUAUUUGCAAGAUUAAAUUCGGCGACGCUAUUUCGGCACAGAAACAUUUUCUCAAACAUCACAAACAUUCUAAUUCUAAUUACAAAGGAAUGACAUCUAUUAUGAAAAAUCAUGAACAAAAUACAGAGGAAAGUGCAAAUUGGAAAGGACAACCGACGACUACAAAUCAAAAGAAAAUUUUUGAUAGUAAUGCUAAAAACGUACAUGUAUGCAAUUUUUGUGGAUAUAAAACACGAUGGAUUUCCGAACUUGAACGUCACAUUCGUGUUCAUUCCAAAGAAAAACCUUUCAAAUGUUUAUAUUGCAAUUUUCGUAGCAAAUGGAAAGGCGAUCUUAAUCGUCACAUUCAACGGUAUCAUUCUAACGAAACAAAUCUUCAGGACAUGGAAAGUAGUGAUAAUAGCACUAAUGGUGGUGGUAUUCCAAUCACAUCAAAUAUUAUGUUACCUAAUGAUAAUCAAGAUGAUGCAAUGAAUGAGGAUUCAUAUUUGACUACUGGUGAUUAUGAAAUGUACGAAAUGGAUGAAGAUAACACAGGCUUAAGUCAAGAUGAUCAAGUCAAUACUAACGAUCAAGAUAAUGAACUUUCUGAUGUAGAUAAUUCUGAAAUAGUCAACGGCAAUUCGGCCAAAAUGUAUAAAUGCACAUAUUGCGAUUUUAUGUGUAGUACGGCAUCACGAUUUCAUGUCCAUUAUGUUCAACAUCUAAAUACAAAACCAUUUCAAUGUUCGAUUUGUGGUCAUCGUUCUAAUUGGGAAUGGGAUGUAACUAAACAUAUCAAAAUGAAAGCCCAACGAGAUCCAAUCCAUGAGAAAGCUCAUCCUGUUUUAAUUCAUGAUUCAGGAAAACGUGAUUAUUCAAAAUAUAAUAAAUUUGUUGUUUGGAUUGGCCGAGAUGAGGCAGACAUUGCAAAUGAAGUGAAUAACCGAAUCGAUUUUCGUGCUCGACGAUUCAAGAGUGAAGGCAAUGAAUAUGAAAACGAAGAUAAUGGUUUUGGUGAAGCCGGUGGAAAUUUACUAGUACCUGAAGUUAAUUUCGAAAUCGAUGAUGAAAGCAGUGUUGAAGUUUUCUCUAACACUACUCGAAAAUAUUCCAAAAAAUCUUCAAUUGUUUCUCGACAUCCGAAUUCUAGUUCAAAACUUAUAUCAUGUUCUCAAUGCGAUUUUCGACAUCAUUUUGCUCGUGUUAUGGUAGCUCACAUGUCUAGUCAUAAUCAAACUAAACCAUAUGGUUGCAAUGAAUGUUCGUUUGAAACCAAAUGGAGAGAGAUGAUCUUUGAUCAUUAUUCUAGCAUUCACGAAAAUCUUAAUCCUAACGAUUUCGAGAUACGAUUUCGUUGUGCCAUUGAUGAAAACUCUGUUUGUCGAAUACUUUCUGCCGAUGAGGUUAGUCGUUUCGAGAAGAACAACAUGUCAAACAUUUCCCCUCCAUCACAAUCUACUUCAACAACAACAAGUAUGACAUUGCAAAAUGAUCAUCACAAUUCUAGUCUAAUCGAACCAAAUAUUUAUGAAGAAAAAACUGUGAUUCGAUGCGAACUUUGUCCAUUCAUUACAACCAACAUGAAAAAGAUGUCGAUCCAUUGUCGAUUUCAUAAUCCCUCAAAAGGUUCCCUUAAAUGCAAACAAUGUCCAUAUUAUAUUAAUAAUCCUGAUAAAUUAAAGCGACAUCAAAAAUUACAUCAAAAAACAGAAUCAAUUCCAUUGACUGCACCAUCACCACUAUCGACUUUGCAUCAUUCUACAAAUAUGAUUAAUGAGAAUUCAAAUGAUGUCGACUAUCAACAACAAUCAAAACUUAAAUAUUCUUCAUUGAUUUCCUGUUCCCUGUGUACAUUCCAAACUUCAAAUGUUCAAUCAUUGAAUGAUCAUAUGAAUAAUACUCAUAAUCAUAUACAUUCCUCUCAAACAAAUCUUGUUGCUGACGAUAACAUUGGCGAUAAUGGUGAUUAUGGAUUAAGCGAAAAUAUUUUAGAACAAACACUUGUUGAAAAUGUUUUUAAAAAUGGCUCAUCACCAACUAAUAAUAAUGAAAAUCAAUCAUCAAAUAAUACAAAAAAUUAUGAUAAUGAUGAUGAUGAUGAUGAUAAACAUAAUUUUAUCGCUGUUGAUAGCAUCAAAAAUAAUGGUGAAGCUAAAAUAUUUUCAUAUGUUUGUCCAGAUUGUCCAGCGGCAUUCAAGAGUCCGGGUGAUUAUAAUGUUCAUGCACAUUUUCAUUCAUCUAAUUAUCAACAUGCUUGUCCAUAUUGUACUUACAAAGCACGGAAUAAGCCACAGUUAUGCAAACAUCUUUAUGUACAUACGGCUGAAUAUAUAGCGAAACGAGCAAGUUCAUAUCCAGAAGGUACAAAAUUAAAGGUUGAAAAUCAAAUGAAUGCUAACAAACCGAUUUCAAAUAAUCAAACAUCAUCAAAGAAUAAUUCAACAAAUAUUAUGAACAUGCCUUUAGUAAAAAAAAUUUCAAUAAAAAAAGCUGUACGCAGACAUCGAACAAAAAUGCCAUUUCCGAUGAAACCAGUGAAAGCUCGUCUGAAUAGCGAACAAAAUGGAAAACAAAACAUAAUUUUCAAAAAUAACGAUCUAAUGGCCAGUCAAGAAUUUUUAGAAACGAAAGAAUAUUUACAAAGAAUCAAUUCGGGUAUCAAAAAUCGUUGUAUGUAUCGUUGUUCAAAAUGUCCAGCUGUAUUUACUAAAGUCAAUACUUUGAUCUAUCAUACUUCAUUGCAUGAAGAAAAUUAUAGAUUUUCUUGCGAAUCAUGUAACUAUUCCACCGAAACUGAAGAUAAUCUUAGCAUACAUUCAUUGUUACAUAAUCUGACUGAAUCACAAUCUGCUUUAGGUUAUAAUUUCAAUUACAAUUGUCAUAAAUGUCCAGCAGGCUUUUCGAAACGAUCACGUUUAGAAAAACAUUUAUCAUUACAUGGUGCUCAAUUCAAUUGGAAAUGCGAUAAAUGUGAUUAUUCGGUACGAUAUGCAGCUACAUUAGUCAAACAUCGGGCAAUACAUUUGAUCAAUCCUAAUUUUCAAGCAAUGGAAUAUGGCCAAUUCGAUAAUAUAAUUAAUGAUGAUGAAGAUCGUGAUCAAGAACAACAUUCUUACACUGUUCAUCAAAUAUCGAAUGAUGUUGAUGAUUGUGAAAACUAUGCAAAACCAGAUUUAAAAUUGAAAUUAAAUCUAACCAAACUUCGAGACAAUCUACAUGUUGCUGGUACUAGCUUUCAAAAAGUUCAACAAGAUGAUGAUGAUGGCGGUGAUGAUAAUAGCGUAGCUAAUAUGUCAUCCAUUGGACAAGAUGACGAUGAUGAAGAUUUACCUUAUGGCGAUGAUGAUGUUAUGAAUCCGUCUUUGUUAUUAGAAGAAGGUGAAAUGGAAUAAUUCAAAUCGGGUUAUAUCAAAAAUUAUAUUUUUCUUUCUCCUUUAAUACUCUUUUUAUUGCCAAAAGACAAGUUUUUUACUUUUUUUUUUUUGCAACAAUCAUAUCGCACU